Messenger RNA from Lobosporangium transversale, 1991 nucleotides. Its product is annotated as Alpha/Beta hydrolase protein. Lineage: Eukaryota; Fungi; Mortierellomycota; Mortierellomycetes; Mortierellales; Mortierellaceae. The record is from RefSeq and is a predicted model, not a curated record. Bases 76 to 1896 code for a protein of 606 amino acids. The transcript has 3 exons.
UUCGAGGACUCUCUGGAAUAACGUACCCCUACUAUUCAUCUUGUGUCCUCUAAAAUUCUUCCUUGCCUUUCCAAUAUGGUUAAUUUGUCAUCUUCACCCCAAAUCCAUGUUGUAAAUCAAGGUAUCCUCCAAGGCUCCUUGGAUUUAAGCAAGCGUGUGGCCCGUUACUUGAAUGUCCCAUACGGUGUUGUCCAAGAGAGAUGGAGACCCGCUGUCAAGCCUGAACCAUGGACCGGUGUCCGUGAUGCUACUAAACAAGGGCCCAUCUGUCCUCAAGGUGAAAGAGAAGACCGCCUUACAAGUAGGAUUAGCUCUUGCACACCUGUCGACAUUGACGAUGAGACCGCCGAGUUCGAUGAAAAGCACUGUCUGAACCUUAACAUUUUUGUGCAUGAGGACACAUUGAAGAAGGCAACUACCGAGCCAGCAGUAGCGAAUGCUGAAGGUGCAGCUGUCAUUGUGUUUAUCCAUGGAGGUGGGUACCGUGACGGUGCCAAUUCUUUGGAACUCUAUGAUGGUAGCAAUCUAGUUCAUCAAGCAGCUAAGCUUGGACGUCCUGUGAUCGUGGUUGUUCCCAACUAUCGACUUAAUUUCCAUGGGUUCUUCGCUUGCCCUGAGCUUGAAGAGGAUAUUAAGUCGGAUCCAAAGCUCACGACAGACUAUGAGCGAGUCGCUGGCAACUGGGGACUUCAAGACCAGCGUCUUGCGUUUGAAUGGGUACACAACAAUAUUGCGACAUUUGGUGGCAAUCCUUCUAAUAUCACCGCUAUGGGUGAACUGUCUGGUGCUUCAAGUAUUGGUUAUCACAUGUUGAUUCCUCAACACCGCGGCCUCUUCCAUCAAGCAAUCAUGCAUUCCAGCGCUUCGAAUACUCUCCCAACUAUUCGAUCUCAUAUGGAAGGGAAGCUCUUUUUCGAUUUUUUGGUCGACUACUUUAAUAUCCCUAAGGAGCUGAGUGGGAAAGAGAAGCUCGAGCUACUAAAAAAAGUACCUAGCAAGGAGUUGGGUCGAGCUGCAGGGUCUAACAAAGUCCGAUUGUUCUCACCUUAUGUGGAUGGUGUGAUGAUACUUGAAGAUAUCCGCGUACAGGUCCACAAGGCCGAUAUGCUCGAUCAUGGUGUCAAGGCUGUCAUGAUCGGAAAUAUGUCGAACGGAGGGGAGAUGUUUGUAUCAUUGACGGGUGCUGAUAAUCUAAAGGCGUUUUCAAAGAUACAUAGCAGAUUCUGUCCCCCUGAUGAAGCUAGCCAACAACUGUGGGAAAAGGUGUAUGGGAAAGUGGAGACUGAUUUGAACGCAAAACAUGCAUCUAUGCAUGUGUUUGAGGAUUACAUAUUCACCUAUCCGAUUUUCUCCACCUUACGAGCGCUCUCCAAGCGCAAAGAUCUGGACAGCACUCAAUCAUCGUUGCAAAGAGGAGAAGGGCUCAAGCUAUAUCAGUUCUACUUUGAUCGCUCCAUCAAGGCAGUAGAUGAAUCUCACGGUUGGGGUGCACAUCAUGGUAUUGAUUUAGUCUAUGUGUUUGGUCCAGACUAUGCGCUCGAGAAGGUCUUGACUGAAGAAGAAAAGCGAUUUUCAGAGCGAGUGCAGACGAUGUGGAUCCACUUUGCGUAUGGAGAGACUGCAGGUAUGAAGACGAAAGAUGGAGCAGAGCUUUUCCCAGCUAGGAUCACACAGCCUGUGGACGAUUACAAGCACCAUAGUGCUGCUAAAGAAGCUAUUGUGUUUACGCCUCAGCUCACUGUCGAAGCAGAACAUGCUGUCCGAGAAGGCAAGGAUGCGAUGGAGCUGUGGGAAAGAUCUGAGAAGUGGGUGCAUGAUACACGCAGGAGCAAUAAUACUGUGGAAGCUUUGCGUGUUGGGUUCAUGGGCGUUGCUCUCCCUGCGGACAAGGAAUGAGUUUGAUACACUUCUUUACACAAGCCUCACAGAAUAGGAUUUUACCUAACCAAGCACGCUAGUAAAAAAUAAAAGAAAGUGUAUUUAUGUCGAGU